Molecule: messenger RNA, 814 nt
Organism: Rubroshorea leprosula
Lineage: Eukaryota; Viridiplantae; Streptophyta; Magnoliopsida; Malvales; Dipterocarpaceae
Source: the annotation of a GenBank genome assembly
AUUACAGAGAGGUUUGAGCAUCCUGCUGCAGGUUAGAGUCGAUUCUAUAUAUGAAAAGUCGACUCUAAAGCCUCAAAGAGUCGACUAUAUAUGACCAACAUUCGACUCCCAAAUUCCAGAGAGGUUUGAGCAUCCGACUGCAGGUUAGAGUCGACUCUAUACAUAAAGAGUCGACUCUAAACCCUCAAAGAGUCGACUAUAAAUAAGCAACAGUCAACUCCCAAAUUCCAGAGAGCAGGGGAAGUUCCCCGUGGUGCGUAUAGUCGACUGUGUUCCUUAUAGAGUCGACUCUUAACCCAUAAGAGUCGACUCUAAUAUUAAAAAGUCGACUAAAGGAGAAAAAAAAUGAAAAAGGCUGAGUGGAUGUCAACGUCUUGGUUUGCGAUCAUCCUGAGUAUGCCAAGAAGUUUGCUGAAGAAACGUGGGCGAAGAACAAGGAUGAAUGCAGCAUUUGAAGAGGCAGAGAAGAAAAAAGAAGAGGAGGAAUCUAAGGAUGCAGUUGAUUCUGAUGUUGAGAAUAGAGACGAUGCCGACAAUGCUGAAGAAGAUUCUGAUUCUGAAACCAAAUCAAACGGAAGUGAAGAGACCAAGGAAGAUGAUGAGCUUUGAGGCAAAAGCACCGUGAUGUUUUGCUGACAAUAUGGGUCCAGAGAUAGGAAGGCAAUUAAGCUCCCCAAAAUUUUUCCAUGAUCUUUUUUUAUCUUCAGCUGUAGGAUUUCUGUUUUAGUGGAGAACAAAAUUGAAGGAAGCAAUUUAAAUUGUAUGAGCCUUUAGAGCGAAGGUCACAUUCAGAUUAUAAAAUAGUUUGGACAUU